Molecule: messenger RNA, 666 nt
Organism: Necator americanus (New World hookworm)
Lineage: Eukaryota; Metazoa; Nematoda; Chromadorea; Rhabditida; Ancylostomatidae
Exons: 5
Coding region: 1-666 (221 amino acids)
Molecular function (GO): S-adenosylmethionine-dependent methyltransferase activity
Source: RefSeq, a predicted model, not a curated record
AUGGAGAACAAUCAUCAGUAUGCGUGCAGAGAGUACUGGAAUGAAAGGUUCCUGGAAGAGGAGCAGUUUGAAUGGCUAGCAGACUUUGACGCCUUCAAACAUUUGGUUUUGCCGCAUCUGAAGUUGGAUUCAAGAAUAUUACAUGUCGGAUGUGGUUCCAGUCAAAUGUCUAUGCAACUCUAUAACAUGGGAUACAAGAAUAUCACGAAUGUAGAUUACUCGGAGGUGCUGGUGGACUCCCGUAGAAGCAGUUCUCCCAACAUGAAAUGGAUAUGCGAUGACGUCCGCAGUCUUGCAAGUAUUCCUUCCGGUUCAUUUGAUGUUGUCAUUGAAAAAGCUACAUUAGAAGCAUUGUUGGUCACGGAAAAGAGCCCUUGGAAUCCGUCAGAUGUUGCCCUGGAAACAAUCGAUAGCGUGUUCGAAUCUAUAGCAAGGGUUCUAACUGGUGAUGGCAUCUUCAUAUCCAUUUCAUUCACUCAGCCCCACUUUCGUGUCCCUGCCCUCCUUCGACAGGAAAAGUGGUCCGUGUCAGUCGAAGAGUUCGGAGAAUUCUUCCACUACUUCGUAUACGUCAUGCACUGCAGGUUGCAGACCUCAAGAGAAGUGAAGGAUAGAUUUGCAAGUAUUGCACCAGACUGGAGUAGAAAGAUUAAAGCUGCUAAAUAA